AUGGAGUACACCUCUCCAAAAUAUGAGGUUCAAACACUUCUUUUCUCCAUCAUAUAUAUCUUUGUUCCCGCUAUUCUCUUAGCAUGCGUGAUAGCAUUCAGAUGCCCUACCUGGGUUCGUUUGCUGUUCUUUGUGUGGUACACAAGUCACUUGCUACAGGGAAUGUCACUCAGAACAGGAAAUUCUUGGGUCGACUAUUCGAAUGGCUCGACUCUGGGUGGAGAGCUCACAAAAACAUUUUACUUGCUAUUCCUUGUCAACCCGGCUCGGGAUUGGUCUCAUGGAUCGGAUGCAGGGAAAAGGAUUGACGGUCGACCUUGGUGGAAAAGGGUAUAUUGGUGUCUCUGUGCUGCGUAUACUAUGCGUGGCGUUGGAUGGAACUAUCAGGUUCCCGGUGUCCCUUCUCCUUCCAAGAUGAACCGAUACAUGUUUCUAGGGUGUACAGCUCUGCGCGUGGUAACAGCUUAUCUUCUUCUCGACUUCGCGCAAUAUUCCAUGCAGGCUACUCCAUUCUUCAAUGACCCCCAAACUCGUACAUCCAUGCGAUCAUAUAGUUAUGCUCUUCAGGCUUUCUAUAUGCUCGUAUGCUUUUCAGUCCCGUAUGGGGCGCUGAGAUUCUACUACUAUACCGGGGCGUUUCUUGCCGUCUUAACUGGAUACUCAUCGCAGGAGGAUUGGCCAGAUCUUUUCGGAAACUGGUUCGAUGCAUACAGCGUAAGAAAUAUGUGGGGGAAAACCUGGCACCAGAUGCUGAGAAGGCACAGCACUUCUUUCGGAAAAGCCGCCACGAAACUUUUAGGAGCACGUCCUAGAUCCGCUCUAUCCCUCAUCAUCCAGCUCUUCACAGCCUUUCUCGUGUCAGGAGUCAUGCACUCAUUCGGGGACUACACCGUCGGUCUACAACACCUCGGAAUCACCUUACCCUUCUUCGUGCUACAGCCGUUCGCCAUCCUAUUCGAAGAACUCUUCAUCUUUGGCCUCGUACAUCCAAAAGCACAGACUUAUCAUAUCUGCUCGCUACCUUCCCCGAUAAAGCGAUUCCUUGGGUAUAUUUGGACGCUCUCGUGGUUCACAUAUUCAUCUUCGUGGUAUAUUGAUCCUAUCGCUCAAGCGGGGUUCGGUAAAGAUGACAUUGUGCCCUUUUCCCUUGUUCGUUUCGUUGUUCGACUCGUUUAUCAGCACGAGCGGACCAACCUACUAUAA
Messenger RNA from Lentinula edodes (shiitake mushroom), 1203 nucleotides. Its product is annotated as membrane bound O-acyl transferase family-domain-containing protein. NCBI's taxonomy places the organism in Eukaryota, Fungi, Basidiomycota, Agaricomycetes, Agaricales, Omphalotaceae. Gene Ontology annotation, biological process: lipid metabolic process. The coding region runs from base 1 to 1203 and encodes 400 amino acids. The transcript has 4 exons. The record is from RefSeq and is a predicted model, not a curated record.